Messenger RNA from Colletotrichum higginsianum IMI 349063, 813 nucleotides. RefSeq names its product Methyltransferase. NCBI's taxonomy places the organism in Eukaryota, Fungi, Ascomycota, Sordariomycetes, Glomerellales, Glomerellaceae. The coding region runs from base 1 to 813 and encodes 270 amino acids. The transcript has a single exon. The record is from RefSeq and is a predicted model, not a curated record.
AUGUCCUCAUCCAGCAAUGCAGUCUCCGGUGUCCCCGACAUGAACCUCUACAAGCUGAACCGAGUUCACCGGGCCCUGGAAAGCUUAAGGAACAAGUCAGAUUGGACAGCGGAGGAUACCAUGUCAUUUGACUGCAUGCAUUACCUGGGUGACGCGGCAGUUGAGAAUGCCGCCAAAGAACUGGGGCUCAAGGCCGGCGAGAGGGUGCUCGAUCUCGGGUCCGGCUUCGGCGGCACGGGCAGAUAUCUGCACCGACAUUUCGGGGUUACAAUUACCGGCAUCGAACUACAGCAGGACAUUCAUGAGAUUGCGCAAACCAUCAACGAGAGAUCCGGCGCUGGCAGCGGGGCGACGUCCAUCAACGGCGAUUUCCUCGACCUUGAUCCCGGGCUGAUGGGCGCGCCACUGAACCAUAUCGUCUCGUUCCUCUGCAUCUUGCACAUACCAGAGCGCGAGACCCUCUUUAAAAAAGCUUACGAUACCCUGGAGGCCGGUGGAAAGCUUUACAUUGAAGACUUCUUCGCGCUCAAACCCCUGGACGCCAAGACCAUCGAAGUAUUGAGAGCUUCGGUUUCGUGCCCUCGCUUGCCGGACAAGUGCCAGUACAUGGAAGAGCUUGAGAAAGCUGGUUUUCAAGUCAUCAACUGGGUGGACAUGUCAAACGCAUGGGCGGAGUUUGUGCAUCGCCGUGCGGAAGAGUUCAAGAAGGAUCCCGAAGUGGAUGCUGAUCUGACGACUUUCUACGAUGCCGUGGACGAGGUGUUUACCGGGGGACAGGUUGGGGGAGCAAGGAUUACCUGUCAAAAGAAAUGA